AUGUUGUCUAGAUCAGAGAAGGUCCAUCCUGACGAGGUUGAUGUCUGUCAGCUCGGACAGAUCGGCCUGAGCAACCUCCUGUCCAAUCUCAGGCGCUGCUCCCUAAAGUCCUGGAUCAAGACCAACAUCAAGAAGAAGGAGUGCUGCUUCUACAUUCCCACGGAGAGAGAGGGCUUCUGCAAGUGUGGCUACCCCAAGGACCAUCAUGAGGGGGAGGCUCUGAAGCCCGAGAGGUUCCUGGACCAGGCGUGGGAGGGCCAGAACCACAUGCGCGAGGUCCCCACCGACGCCUUUGGGGACAUCGACUUUGGAGGCCUAGGACAGAACAUGGGCAAGUAUGUGCGCGUGUCCUCCGACACCCCGUCUGAUGACCUGUACCACCUGAUGACGGAACACUGGAAGCUCCGCCCCCCCAACCUGCUGAUCUCGGUGACGGGCGGUGCCAAGAACUUCUACAUGAAGACGCACCUGAAGGAGAAGUUCCGCAGAGGCCUCAUCAAGGUGGCACACACUACAGGUGCGUGGAUCAUCACUGGCGGCACCCACACGGGGGUGAUGAAGCACGUGGGGAUGGCGGUGCGCGACUACACCCUGAGUAGCAGCUCCAUCCGGGGGGAGAUCGUGGCCAUCGGGGUGGCCACCUGGGGCACUGUACACAAACGCACCUCCCUCAUACACCCAGAGGGCUGUUUCCCUGCCCACUAUUGGCUAGAUGAGCAGACCCAGGGUAAGCUCUCCUGCCUGGACAGCAACCACUCUCACUUCCUGUUGGUGGACGACGGCACCCACGGCCAGUACGGAGCCGAGAUCGACCUGCGCAGCCGCCUGGAGAAGCACAUCUCAGAACUGCAGCUGGGGAACCGAGAAAGUCACGUCAAGAUCCCUGUGGUGUGCGUGGUGCUGGAUGGAGGACAGGGCACUCUGAAUACCAUCUACAACGCCAUGUUGAAUGGCACUCCGUGUGUGGUGCUGGAGGGUUCGGGCCGCAUGGCGGACGUGAUCGCCCAAGUGGCCGGGAAGCCCGUGUCCCGGGUCACGCUGGCCCUGAUUCAGAGGCAGAUGAAGAGGUUCUUUGGACACGAGUACGAAAGCUUCUCCGAGAUCAAGGUCAUCGAGUGGGCCAAGAAGAUCCAGGACAUCAUUAGGAUGCCGCACCUGCUGACCGUGUUCCGUAUGGACGAGGACAAGAACAGUGACGUGGACGUGGCCAUCCUCCAGGCCUUCAUGAAAGCGUCCAGGAGUGAUGAGCGCGGGGGUCAUCAGGGCUGGGAGAGGCAGCUGGAGCUGGCCGUGGCCUGGAACAGAGUGGACAUCGCAGAGAGCGAGAUCUUCACAGAGGAGAGCCAGUGGAAGUCGAGUGAUCUGCACGAGGCCAUGUUCUCAGCGCUGGUGGGCCACAAGUCAGAGUUUGUGCGUCUGCUGCUGGAGAAUGGCGUGAGCAUCCCGCAGUUCCUGGGGGCGGAGGAGAAGCUGGGUGACCUCUACACCGCCAUGCCCAGCUGCUUCUUCCUCCGCAAGCUGGUCAAGCGGCUCCAGAGCGACAAGGGUGGCCAUCGAGGUGGAGGAGGGGUGGGGGUGGGGGUUAACAGUCCCGGCGGCGGUGUCCCGCGCAAGAGGAUCCCUCUGGCUGCCGUGGGGGAGGUGGUGAGGCAACUGCUGGGGAGCUUCACCCGGCCCAUCUACACGCCACCGCUCUCACACGAGGCCAGCAAGCAGGCUGAGGAGAACCCCAGCAACACUGUGAAAGAUCCCGGGAGAGAUCUCUUCCUGUGGGCCAUUCUACAGAACAACGCAGAACUGGCUCAGAUCGCCUGGGAACAGUGUAGAGACAGCAUAGCGGCCGCUCUGGCCGCCAGUAAGAUCCUGAAGAAGCUUGCAGCGGAGUCAGAGGACGACAAUGAAGACGAUGCCAACGACAUGAGAGAACUUGCUAACCACUACGAGAGACAAGCCAUAGGUGUGUUCAGUGAGUGCCAUAGCUGGGAUGAUGAGCGAGCGGAGAGACUGCUGAUACGGAUGUCUCCCUCCUGGGGUAGAACCACGUGCCUGCGCCUGGCACUGGAGGCAGGAGACAAGAGCUUUGUGGCACACUCUGGCGUUCAGGCUCUCCUGACCCAGAUCUGGUGUGGCGAGCUGGCGGUGGACAACCCUCAGUGGAAGCUGCUUCUCUGCAUGCUCUUCUUUCCCCUCAUCUACACUGGCUUCAUCACCUACAGGCGAGAUGAGGAUAUUGAGAGAGAGGCCAUGAGGAAUGAGGAGAUGUUGGCCUUGGAGUCAGUAACGGGAAGCUCAGUCGACGCCAGGCUAACCCCAUUCCAGGAGCCGGGGGACGGUAAGCAGCUGGCGCCCCUGUCGUGGCUGGGGAGGCUGGGUGGCUUCUACACGGCGCCCCAGGUGAAGUUCUUCUGGAACAUCGCCUCCUACUUCGGCUUCCUCUGGCUCUUCUCCAUCGUCCUCAUGAUCGACUUCCAGCCCACGCCGUCCUGGAGGGAAUGGCUACUCUACGUCUGGCUCAUUUCAUUAGUCUUUGAGGAAAUCAGACAACUUUUUGACGACCCUGAUGGAUUUGGCUUCCGGCGGAAAUCCAAGAUGUACAUUAAAGAUUUGUGGAACAUGCUGGAUGUCCUCUCCAUCCUGCUCUUCAUCGCAGGCCUCGCCUGCAGAUGGACCACCCGAGCCUUUUAUGCUGGAAAGGUCAUGCUCUGCAUCGACUUCAUCAUCUUCUGUCUCCGUCUGAUGGCCAUCUUCACGAUCAGCAGAACUCUUGGCCCAAAGAUCAUCAUCGUCAAAAGAAUGAUGAUGGAUCUGUUUUUCUUCAUGUUCCUGUUGAGUAUCUGGGUGAUAGCCUAUGGGGUGGCCAAACAGGGCAUCCUAAUCCAGAACGAGGACAGACUGGACUGGAUCGUCAGAGGGGCGGUGUACGAGCCCUACCUGAUCAUAUUUGGAAACGUCCCGACCAACAUCGACAAUGCUGAGUUUGACAUGUCGACGUGCACUGUGAACGGUACGGAUCCCUUGCGGCCCAAGUGCCCCGUGCUGAAUGACGACCACAGCCCCGCCUUCCCAGAGUGGCUGACCAUCAUUAUGUUGUGUGUCUACCUCCUCUUCGCCAACAUCCUGCUGCUCAACCUCCUCAUCGCCAUCUUCAACUACACGUUUCAGGAGGUGCAGGACAACACGGAUGCCAUCUGGAAGUUCCAGCGGUACGAACUGAUUAAGGAGUACCACAGCCGGCCCGCUGCCCCGCCCCCCUUCAUUCUCCUCAGCCACGUCUUCCUCCUCUUCAGGCGCCUCGUCAUGCGCCAAAAACCACAGAAGCACAAGCAGUUCCGGGAGGAUCUGGAUAAGUAUCACAAAACUGAGGAGGAGGAGCUGAUGUCCUGGGAGGCCUUCAUGAAGGAUAACUACGUGGCCACCCAGCGACAGGAGAGGAGCGAGAGCAUGGAGAGACGCAUCCAGGAGACAGCUGAUCGGGUUGGCAGCAUGGCGGAGGUGUUGGAGCGGGAGCAGGACAAGGCCUCCAUGGCAAAGCGCCUGGUCCAACUGGAGGAACAGGUGUCCCAGUCUACUAAAGCACUGAAAUGGAUCAUGGACACCCUCAAAGCCCAGGGCUACCAGACCAAAGAAGAACCUCCUUCAAUGUCCAGAAGUACAGAGAGCGAUGGAGAUGACGAGUGUGACGGAGAGGUGGAGAAGAGGCAGUACCACUUUUACGCCCGCAGCUUCCUCUACCCGGGCACCAGCAAGAAACGCUUUCCUGUUCCUGAGGAGAAAGUGCCUUGGGAGGUGGACUUCACACCUUACAUAGCUGAGGCUUACAGUGCAGAGCCAGUCACCAAAGCGGAGGAGUUGACUUUAGACAACUACAGGAAUCCAGGGGGUCGUACUGGGAUACGAGGAAGAGGGACGCUACAGUGCCUGGGCCCAAACCCCAUCCUAGACCCAGUCCUCACUCACUGGCAAGAUAAAGAUCAUUCCGUUCUGCAGUUCUUGGCUGUCUGGAAUGAAGCUGAGGGAUGCUGGUCUUUACCAGGGGGGGCAUUAAAAACAGGAGAGCCGCUUCCAGGCCGACUGAAGAAGCUCCUGGGAGACAAGCUAUACCAGAGGAUCAAGGCCAAACUAGGGGAUGGAAGCCGACACAACACGGUGUAUGAGGGCUACGCUGAUGACCCCAGGAAUACGGACAGUGCUUGGGUAGAAACCACCGUUCUCAACAUCCACUUGGACAGUGCUGGAUCCCUCAUGAAUGAACUGAAUCGAGCGGUCGCCGCCAGCCAACUAUUAUCUGAACGGAUCCAGUGGAAGGGGGUCAGCAGCAAGACGCCAGUGCACACAUACCAAAGAGAAGCCCUCCGAUUGGUUGCCAAACUCCACCAGACGCCAUUCUGAUUCGCACAAUACUUUCCUCCUCCCAGCCACGGAUCGGACGUCUACCUGACUUUGUUGAGGAGCACUGCUAGGACAUUUGAAAUGCAGCAAUAACAAAGUCAAUGCUGUUUUCAAACAUAUGAAAACAAACAAACAUUAUUUUGUAUAUGUAAAUUGAUAUGUAGAAAUGCAGAAUGUAUAUUGUGUAUUGCCAACGUGAAUGUACAAACCUGUUUAGGAAACUGUGACAUACUGAGUGCAAAAAAGGAAAAAGUAAUUUACAAAAAAAAGACACUAUAUGCACCAGCAUCUGGCCACUUUGCUUGCAGAGAAAAAGGACAUUCGUAUUUUUUUAAAUACUCUCCGUGCCCUCCCUUGGCUUGGCAAGAUUUACAUCCAGAUAAACGUCUAUACACGGUUAAAUAUUGGACACACACAGCUCGACCUUAUAGCACUUUACUGUAUAAGACAACACUGUCUUACUGUCUGCUCAAUGUCAUAUAUCCAGUCCAGUACACAUCAGUAUGCAUCAAUGAAGGGUCAAAAACCUCUGACUUUUAUUGCUGUUCUAUUUUUCAUCCAUUCUCUCAUUCAUAAUCCGUUGGGUGUCCCUUUGACAAAGUUUACAGGAGGUGGGAAUGAAAGACUGUGAAUAUUGUUUAAUGUUGUCUAUGCAACUUGCUCAUGGGAGCUGUGUUAGUCAAGGGAAUAACAAAAUUAUUUGAGAAAG
This is a messenger RNA of Engraulis encrasicolus (European anchovy), 5098 nucleotides long. It is a transcript of the gene trpm2, whose product is annotated as transient receptor potential cation channel, subfamily M, member 2. The transcript has 33 exons. Gene Ontology annotation, cellular component: plasma membrane. Lineage: Eukaryota; Metazoa; Chordata; Actinopteri; Clupeiformes; Engraulidae. Gene Ontology annotation, biological process: calcium ion transmembrane transport. Bases 1 to 4389 code for a protein of 1462 amino acids. The record is from RefSeq and is a predicted model, not a curated record. Gene Ontology annotation, molecular function: ligand-gated calcium channel activity.